Molecule: messenger RNA, 2056 nt
Organism: Ictalurus punctatus (channel catfish)
Lineage: Eukaryota; Metazoa; Chordata; Actinopteri; Siluriformes; Ictaluridae
Product: zinc-alpha-2-glycoprotein
Exons: 6
Coding region: 65-1081 (338 amino acids)
Source: RefSeq, a predicted model, not a curated record
CGCAGGUUAUUUUCUUUUGAGAGAAACCCUCCUGCAGAUCAACUUUCUCUAGGCUACUUAAACUAUGAGACAUCGCCCAAACAUGAACAAAGCAACGAUUAUUCAUACUUUAGUCUUGUUCUUACAUCUCCAGCAGUCGCGUUGUGAUGUUCAAUCUUUCAGUUUAUAUUUCCUUCGCUCUGAAGGCCUCAGUCUUCCCCGUUACACACAGAGUGUCACUGUGAAUGAUGUGACCCUAUAUUCCUUUGACAGCAACAUGAAGUCGACAGGUCCAUGUCCCGAAUGGCUCAACACUACAGCUGGUCAGCAACUCUGGAAAGAGGCCAGUUUUUUAUUUCACCGCAACAUGGCAAAUAUGGAUUUAGCACUCCAAACAGCUAUGUCACAGUUCAACCUCACAGGUUCACAUGCGGACAUUAACGUUUACCAAGCCUACAGUCGCUGUGACCUCUAUCCAGAUGGCACCACCAAGUCAUCGUUAACCCAUGCCUUCAAUGGGAAGGACUUCUUAAGUUUAGAUAUGGACAGUAAGAUGUUCAUCGCUUCUGUUCCUCAAGCCCUCAUAUAUAAAAGUGUUAGGGAGAAGGAUAAAAUCUGGCUUGAAACCGUGGUGUCUUACUACAAAAAACGCUGUUUUGACCACCUUAGGAUGUUUUUAGAGCUUGCUCCUGGUGUCAGAAAUAAGAAAGUUCCAGAGGUCAGGCUUUUCGAGAGGCAGGGCGCUGGUUUCACGCUCCUCACGUGUCAAGUGACUGGGUUUUACCCCAGAGCAGUGCAGGUGAAGUGGAUUGGGGCAGAUUUACAGCUGGUGGAUGACGAGAUGAAUCAUGUGCUGCCUAAUGGUGACGGCACGUUUCAGACCAGAAGCAGUGUGAUCAGACCUGAGGAGAACACAGGAGAUCAGCGCUACAGCUGUGUAGUGCAUCACAGCAGCCUAGAGGGGAAUAUUACAGUCACCUGGGGUAAAGAAGAGACACGCUUCACGCUUUAUGUUUGGAUUACACUAGGCUGCGUUUUCAUCGUCACUGUAGUCGGGCUUGUAAUCCGAUGCAUCUUAAAAAGUAAAGAUGCUGGGAUUUGAAGUUACCUCUCAUGUGAAGAUGUAUUCAGUUUCUCAGUUUCAGUCAUUCAGAACAUUCUUGUUUGACAUCAUUACAGUUUAAACAUCCUUCUUCUACCUCCGAUACCUCAGGCUCAGUCAGAGCACAGUGUUAUCAGACCUGCAUGUUCUCGCAGAAUCAGUUGAUUAUAUAGUUUUGAUUCGUCACCUUUUUGACCUCAGAGUUCCUCACAGAACCGAGUACACAGUUAUACGCAAUGUUGCACGCCACAUUUAAAAAUGAGCAAAGCUGCUAAUGCUAAUGCCUGUUUGUUUUUGAGUGAUUGAGGUUUGAAUUAAGCCCAUUCCAUUUAAGUGACCAGUCAAACAGACUAACUAUCAGAACUAAAUAGUGCAUAUAAUACAUUUUGAUAAUGAAGGGUUGUAAUGGUUGUAAUUCAAAACACGAGUAACAGCAACAAGCAGUGCAAGAGAAAACUUCAUGUGUACGCACCAUUUCCUCUGAUACUGUCAUGUUUCUAUAAGUGUGUCAUCAGAGGAGGAAGUGCACAUGCAGAAAACCAAACGCUCCUGAAGAUAAACUUUCUCUACUUAAACUAUGAAGAAAUCGCCUGAACAUGAACAAAGCGACGAUUAUUUAUACUUUCGUCUUUUUCUUACAUCUCCAGCAGUCGCGUUGUGGUCAGUGCUGGUUUUGUGGAGACUUUAUUUAUUUAUUUAUCUUACUUAUUAUUAAAUUGAUUGGGCAUUUCUGCAUUAAGAGACAGGCGGUGCAAUAAUACACACGCAGGGAUGUGCCAUGCAAUGGCAUGGGUCACUGUUUAUUAUUUUCUUUCAGUAACCUAUGUACUUUAGACUGUCCUCGUGUUCUUUUCUUUCCCUUUGUUUACUAUAUUAAAUACUUUUAGGUGUGAACGCUGAAAACAAAAGGCGUAUGGUUGUUGUUGUUGUUGUUGUUGUUGUUCUUAUAAAUCUAACCAUGAAUACAUUUUAAAA